AUUAUUUAGAUCCGACUGUUGAUAUUACGCCCGUGUCUUUCAAAUACCUCUCAAUCUCCUACGUUGUACUAACAUUACGUACCAAGAACUUCGUUUUUACGCUGUACGUUCUCCCACUCUCUCCUCCAUUGAAGCGGGUUCUGAGCUUUCUCUCUCUUCCAUUAAAGAAAUUUCUGAGCUUUCUCUCCCCUCCAUUAAAGCAUCAUCUAAGUAUUAAUAUUUAGAAUAUGAGGCCAAUAUUGAUGAAGGGCCAUGAAAGGCCUUUAACAUUCUUGAAGUACAAUCGAGACGGCGACCUUCUCUUCUCUUGCGCAAAGGAUCACAAACCUAUAGUUUGGUACGCCGACAAUGGAGAACGCCUCGGUACCUAUUCUGGACACAACGGUGCCGUUUGGUCCUGCGAUGUCUCUUGGGAUUCUUCCCGUCUAAUUACUGCCAGUGCGGAUCAGACUGUGAAGCUCUGGGACCUUAAAAGAGGAGAGGAAUUACAUACCUUCAAAUUUGACUCUCCUGCCAGAUCAGUGGAUUUUUCAACUGGUGAUAAACUUGCUGUAAUCAUCACUGAUCCAUUUAUGGAAAAGACUUCUGCAAUUCACGUGUAUCGUAUUGCAGAAGACCUCGAUGAACAGAGUGAUAGGCCAGUUCUUGUCAUCAAGGGUCCAAAUGGAAGAAUCAAUAGAGCUGUUUGGGGGCCUUUAAACAACACUAUAAUCAGCUGUGGCGAAGAUGCUAUCAUCCGUGUCUGGGAUCCUGUGACAGGCCAAGAGAUGAUGUCUACAAAGGACCAUAAAUAUGGUCACACGAAAGCAAUUACAUCAAUUUGUCUAUCUGCAGACAAGUCACAUUUCCUUACGGGCUCUCUGGAUAAAUUAGCAAAGCUCUGGGACACAAGGACUUUAACUCUCCUUAAAUCCUACAGUACAGAGCAACCUGUGAAUGCUGUUACCAUGUCUCCUUUACUGGACCAUGUUGUGCUUGGAGGUGGUAUUGAAGCAUCAUUAGUGCCUAUAGUUGGUCGUGCAGGAAAGUUCGAAGCGAAAUUUUUUGAUAAGAGCAAAGUCCUGCUUCAGGUGCUGUUACCUGUCAUCGUAUUCUUCUCAAUCGUAGGUGCCUUUUGUUUUUGGAGGUGGCGGUGUAGGCCAUCAGUUACAGGUGCGACUAACAAUGCAACAGAAGCUACUGAAGAUGAGACUGAAAUUGAAGAUGCUAGUAGGCUGCAAUUGGCGCGAUUUACCUAUUCUCAGGUCAAGGAUAUGACAAAUGAUUUCAAUAGAAUGCUAGGAGAAGGUGGCUAUGGAAUUGUUUAUUAUGGUCGCUUGAGUGACAACCAUAGGGAAGUUGCGGUCAAAGUGCUCUCAGAAAAUGAUGCCCCUAAGCAAUUUAGCAAUGAGGUUCAGGUUAAUGUGCUAGGGAGGAUACAUCAUAAAAACUUGGUUACUCUGAUCGGAUUCUGCGAAGAAGGAACCAGCAACUUGGCACUUGUUUACGAGUACUUAUCUGGAGGGGACUUGAAAGAUCUUUCAGAACAUUCAGGUGUAUUCAUAAGCUGGAAAAGGAGACUUGCAAUAGCCUUCGAUACAGCUCAAGGACUGGAUUAUUUGCAUACCGGUUGCAGCCCGCCAAUAGUCCAUAGAGAUGUGAAGCCGGCUAAUAUACUACUAAAUCAACAUUAUCACCAGGCAAAAGUAGCUGAUUUUGGCUUCUCAAAAAUAUUCCCAGCUGAAAAUGUCUCGAAAUUAAAGACUCGAGUCAUUGGAACUACAGCUUAUCUUGCUCCUCAGUACCAUUUAACCGGACAGGUGAAUGAAAGGAGCGACGUUUACAGCUUUGGUGUUGUUCUGCUAGAGCUCAUGACAGGGAAAUCAGCAAUCAGAAAAAAUACACACCCAUUUAAUUUAAUGGGUAACACCACUCUUUGAAAGAGGUGACAUAGGUAGUAUAUUGGACCCGAGACUGCAGCUAGAGGUAGGCGAAAACUACAACACCAUAUGGAGAGUUCGAGCUUGGCUACUACCUCAAUGGAGAUGAUGACAGCCGUGGUUUCAAAUACUUCAAUAGUACGAUCACGAGUUCGACAGGGUUGCCAAAUUAUUUGAAUAACAUGUCCGUUUAUAUUAUAUAAUCACAACCUCAAAAUACAUGCCACAAGGUUGUGUUGUAAGUAAAUAAAAACGGAGCAAGUACUAAAUACCCUUUCAAUUUGGAAACAACGGCCCUUAAAUUAUUUUUUUUAAAAAAAAUAUCCCUUAAAAUUUUUUGAGUGGCACUAUAAAUGGAUUCCGGCAAAUUAUUCCGUUUGUGAGCCCCCACUACUUUGAUGUCCUUUUCAGUUACUGCAUCAAAAAAAAAAAAAAAAAAAAAAAAAAAAAAAAAAAAGAAUUAUAUCCCUAACACACUAAUUUGAAUGAUUAACUACCCUAAUUUUCAAAUUUAUACUUCUUAUGACUUAUUCACCAUAAAUUACAAAUUUCUAAACCAAAAUCACUAUAUAAUAUAUAAACCCUAAUAUUCCAAAUUGAUAAUACAUACUUCGAUCCCCUAACUCCCAAAUUUAUAAACCCUAAUUCCUUAAAAACAAUUUUAAUUACCUAAUCCUCUAAAUUGAAACCCUAGACCCCUAAAGUUAUUUAGGGACCCUAAUCACCUAUAUUAAGAACUCUAA
Messenger RNA from Chenopodium quinoa (quinoa), 2662 nucleotides. RefSeq names its product eukaryotic translation initiation factor 3 subunit I-like. Gene Ontology annotation, biological process: cytoplasmic translational initiation; protein phosphorylation. The coding region runs from base 228 to 1919 and encodes 563 amino acids. Gene Ontology annotation, molecular function: translation initiation factor activity; protein kinase activity; RNA binding. Gene Ontology annotation, cellular component: eukaryotic translation initiation factor 3 complex, eIF3m. The record is from RefSeq and is a predicted model, not a curated record. The transcript is spliced from 13 exons. NCBI's taxonomy places the organism in Eukaryota, Viridiplantae, Streptophyta, Magnoliopsida, Caryophyllales, Amaranthaceae.